CUGCUCUCUGGGCUAGCCUGGAGAACCUCGUAGAAGAAAUGACAAGCUGCUGUAUCAAAGUAGGUCCUCAUGUAUCAUUACGCGCAAGGGUGCUUCUCGGCGCGCGUGUAUCGAGCCACACUUCUCAUCACGUCCAGGUCUAUGCUCUUGAGACCGUUCUCAAGCUAAAACGAGACCCUACCAGCCAAAUCGUUUUUCUGGAUGAGGCGAUGAAGGUUCGUGCGGCUCCAUCGCAGUCGGUUCGCCGGUAUUAAAGGGGAAUUUGCCUCAUCUAUCAAAGACUGCGACUUUGAUCGCUGCCAUUCGUAGACGCUCGAAAACAAGCCACGCGCUA
This is a messenger RNA of Laetiporus sulphureus 93-53, 334 nucleotides long. RefSeq lists its product as uncharacterized. The coding region runs from base 39 to 254 and encodes 71 amino acids. Lineage: Eukaryota; Fungi; Basidiomycota; Agaricomycetes; Polyporales; Laetiporaceae. The record is from RefSeq and is a predicted model, not a curated record. The transcript has a single exon.